AGGCGUGUAACCAGCCGGAGCGGAGGCGGUAGCGGCAGUACAGCCGUGGCGCCGGGAGCAGCGACCCGGAGGGAGCGCGAGGCGCAGGGAGAAGCUGGCUGCGCGAACCCGGUGACAGCGCGAGAGGUACUAGAUUUUGACAACAACCUUGCACCAUGCAUGAGUAUAAGCUAGUCGUUCUUGGCUCAGGAGGUGUUGGAAAGUCUGCUCUGACUGUGCAGUUUGUUCAAGGAAUUUUUGUUGAAAAAUAUGAUCCAACGAUAGAAGAUUCUUAUAGAAAGCAAGUUGAAGUAGAUGCACAACAGUGUAUGCUUGAAAUCUUGGAUACUGCAGGAACGGAACAAUUUACAGCAAUGAGGGAUUUGUAUAUGAAAAAUGGACAAGGCUUUGCAUUAGUUUAUUCCAUCACUGCACAGUCCACAUUUAAUGAUUUACAAGAUCUGAGAGAACAGAUUCUUCGAGUAAAAGACACCGAUGAUGUUCCAAUGAUUCUGGUUGGUAAUAAAUGUGACUUGGAGGAUGAAAGAGUUGUAGGAAAGGAGCAAGGUCAAAAUCUAGCAAGACAAUGGAACAACUGUGCAUUCUUAGAAUCUUCUGCAAAAUCAAAAAUAAAUGUUAAUGAGAUCUUUUAUGACCUAGUACGGCAAAUUAACAGAAAAACCCCAGUGCCUGGGAAGGCCCGCAAAAAAGACAUCAUGUCAGCUGCUUUAAUGUACUAAAUGCAUUGUAGCUCUGAGCCAGGUCUGAAGAACUGUUGCCCAAUUCAACAGUGCCAGCAUUCCAACUUUGUUAAACCUACCAACAUCUUAAAUGGACUUUCCUGUGGUGGUACCCUUUAAGAGGCGGAUGAAAGCUACUACAUCAGUUUGCAUAUUCUAAUCACUUUCCAGUAUCACAAGAGAGAUUUUUACUUAUAUGAUAGUCCUAGAGUAUGCAGCUGGUAAAACCAGAGGCUACAUCCAGUAUUACUGCUUAAGAGACAUUCUUCAUCCACCAAUGUUGUACAUGUAUGAAAAUGGUGUACUGUAGACUUUAACACACCCCAUAAACUUUGUAUUGGAGAGUACAAUAAUG
Messenger RNA from Choloepus didactylus (southern two-toed sloth), 1074 nucleotides. Its product is annotated as ras-related protein Rap-1b-like. NCBI's taxonomy places the organism in Eukaryota, Metazoa, Chordata, Mammalia, Pilosa, Megalonychidae. Gene Ontology annotation, biological process: cellular response to cAMP; negative regulation of synaptic vesicle exocytosis; Rap protein signal transduction. Gene Ontology annotation, cellular component: plasma membrane. The record is from RefSeq and is a predicted model, not a curated record. The transcript has a single exon. The coding region runs from base 156 to 719 and encodes 187 amino acids. Gene Ontology annotation, molecular function: GDP binding; GTPase activity; GTP binding.